Messenger RNA from Sus scrofa (pig), 3520 nucleotides. NCBI's taxonomy places the organism in Eukaryota, Metazoa, Chordata, Mammalia, Artiodactyla, Suidae. The record is from RefSeq and is a predicted model, not a curated record.
UGGCCCUGCCUGUCUGUCUGUCUGUCCGCCUGUCUGUCUGUCUCUGGCAAGUAAAUAGAUCCUGACAGCCAUUUUCUGGGCUCCAUGCCGGAGUCUGCCUGCUCCGUGACUUUCAAAAAGUAUGACCUGGAUUAAGUGGAGUCGCUGGUUUGAACUUAAGUUUUUCUUCUGUCCACUUUCAGCCCUGGGCACUUUUUAAAAAGCAGCCUGGCCGCGAACGCCUUAAAUGAUAUUCCCCUAGCCCAGUCCGAGGCUUUCCUCACUGACCUCUUGGAAAAAGUGUGUGAGCGAAUGAACGACUACAAGCUGGAAGAAGACCCGGUGACCCAGGAGAAGACAUUCAAGAGAUUUGCACCCAGGAGGGGAGACGAAAUAUACAAAGAAUUUAAAAAAUUCUUUUUUUACUCUGAUGCUUACAGACCCUUGAAAUUCGCGUGUGAAACUAUAAUAGAAGAGUACGAAGAUGAAAUAUUCUCACUUAUCGCCCAGGAGGCAAACCACCUCGCUGACAAGCUGUGCAGUGAAAAAUCAGGUCUGUGUGACACUUCUGCUCAUCACCCUGAAGUCGAGGAGUGACGGUGCUUCUGGUUAAAGAGGAGGCAAGUCACGACCCCAAAGGUCAAGGUCUGCAUCUGUGUCUUCAUGUUUCUUCUUGAGGAGAAGCUUGGUCUCUUGUUUAUACGGCGUUGUCGCGUGUCUGAUAUUUUAUUGAAAAUCUAUUGUUUGGCGGCCUGACAAGCCCCCCGUGUUUUCCGUAGGUGAAGCCUAAGAGGGCAGAAAACAAAUUCCCUUUGCGGCUUUUGAUACACACAGGCUUGGCAGGGAAGCUUUUCAUUCAGCAGCAAUAGAAAAAAAAAGGGAAGACAUUUCAUAAAUGCAAUAAGGAUUUAAUAAUAGGUACUAUAUGUUUCAUGCACUUAGACACGUAUGAUGCUCUAUUUGAGAAGAACUUGAUAUUUUUUCCAUGACUACUUGAUUGAUCCUGAAAUUAAGAAAACGUAUUGCUGCAAAUUCCCAGGGAAUUGUUCCGGGCUAUGUAGCUCUCGCUUAGAGAAACCAACUCGCUUCCUAUGAAGAAUGAAAUUCAGAUUUCUGGGAACCUUCGGUUUGAAAACGUUCCCAUUUCUCUUCUGGAAUUAAAUGCAUAAAAAGUAGUAAAUACUUUUCUAGUGAACAAGAACAAGCUUGGCCUUUCUCACGCAUACAUUCUAAAGUCCAUAAGUUAGAAGGCUGACUUAUUUUUCGUGGGUUUAUUAUCAGGUCUUUAAGAAUGACACCCAUGGCUGUGUUUUGUUUUGCUGCAAACUCUUCUGUUGUGCCUUUGUUUUUUAUGACUUUUGGGGUGACAUUUAGCAGGUAGAUUUUCCCGCUAACCACCCUCUCAUUGCUUCUGUGGAGGUUUUUGCAGGGGUGGAGAUGGGUAGGGAUGUAGGUCCUUAUGGGACGUUAGUUCGGCCACGUUAAUAACCAGUGUGGUUAUAGUCUCGCUCUGGAAGUCCUCGUUGUCUCUGUUCAGUUGACAUUUAUUGGAAUAUGACUUGCAUGGUUUCAAACAUCCGGGCAGGGUCUCCACUUGUUUUAAAGAAGAAAUUCUCAUUGUUUUUGCUGAGACUAUAGGUAGGAUGCUGUCCUGUCCGCCCAGAGCAGAAACUCUCUGCCAUGUGUCACAGCGCUGCCUGCGAAGCCCCACCGCUUAAAGCGCUCAACUGACUCUUCGGGAGAAACCAAAUCUCACGUUGAGAAAGAAACACUGGCCACAAUGCAAAGCAGGAGCUUUCUGUUUUGCUCCCUCUCCCACUUCAGCUCUUGUGAAAAGUCAGAUUUUUUUUUUUUUUUUUUUUAAGCUAAAGUCAUGUAUUUGGGACAGCUGAGAAGGUUUGUGAUAUUUUUGAUAUGUCUAUAGCUGGUUAGGUAGGACCGAUCCUAUCUGCCAUAACCUACUGGGCCUGCCCUGCAUGCAGCAGAUAUAAAGGGGAGAUAGGAUUUAAGACUAAUGAGCAUCAUCUUACAGUAGCGUAGUAAAAUUGUGACUUAAAACGCCAUCCCUGCAUCUUUAGUAAACUGACCUCUUUAAGCGUAAUUGAGCAUUUCAAAUAGUAAGUCACAAACAUUUUCCUAAUUUGGGCUUCCUUGGUAAAUGCACUGAACGAUUUUUCACGGGAACGUGGCGGGGACGCUGGCAUACAGUUUCCACUGAAACUGUAGUAUUUGAAAUUAUAGAAAGGUUGCUGGCGUCUUUCGCGUACUUCUGUUGGCAACCCCUACAAAUUCUCACAUACAGACAGUAUGUGCUAAUCCUAGAAUGUAAGAGAAUUUGAGUUUCUGUUUCCAACCUACGUGACCGCCGGGAGGUUCACCUUCUUCCCACUGAUGGGUGGGUGUUGAUGCUCCUGCUUUGAGUGGAAAGAACCACGCAUCUUGCCUCUGCUGGCUGCUGUCUUAAGGUUUUGCUAACUAUGGCUUUUCAGUUUUGCCUUGGUUCCCAGUAAAAACACUCUUGUCUCUUACAAGAUUUUUGCCGUCUCGUGACUUCUGUAUGUUUUCUUUCCAAAUCAAACUUUAGUUAAACGCAUGCACGUGUUUGUAGCUGUUGAUUAAAACUACACUCGAGUCCUAGACAUAAGCCACUGCUUUUCUUACGGCUGCGAUGGGAUAUGACUCUUGCGUUUCCCUCUGGGUCAUGGCGAGGCGCGAGGCUGCGCUGCUUUUGCGAAUGAGCAAUAAUGAGAGGUUGGCUGCCCGCCUCCCCACCCCUCCAGCCACAUGCCUCCCUUUCUAAUGACUUCUACUGACCCCAAACGCAAACCAAAGCAAAAAGCCAGAGAGAAGAAAGAGGUGGGACAGAAAAUUUUCUCAGAGUCCAUGAACAGCGCCCUAAUUCUGGGUCAAAGGACAUUCCUGGAGAGGAGGCGGGGGCUCUAAUGCUUAUUAAAAUAAGGAGGGGAGAGGACGUGCUUGAGACGGAUGGUUUCAAGGUCUCCUUUUACGACAUGGUUUCUUUGGGUCUUCAUGGAAGCCUUCUGUGACCCUGUGCUGAUAAAGAAAAAACCAAAUUGGCGGAGAUGAGCAGCGUAUGUUUUGUUAUGUGAAUUACUCUUUGCUAAGAAUAAGCCAAGACCAAUGCAUCCUUGUCACUGAGGAGGAGAGAGUGGAAUACAGCAGAGUCCCAAACGGGAGAGAUCAAUAUUUGAUUUACUAAGACAAGCCCUAAAAAAAAAGAGAGUCAAUAGCUGGUUAUAUUUUUUAGACUUGUGUCUCGGCUUGGUGGAUAUUUAUUCAUAUAUGUAAUAGCAUUAUCUAGAUAAAUAGUUUAAGCGAUGUAGCCGUCUUAAAAUUCAGAGAGUAAUGGGAUAUGAGAAAAAGUCAUUCUUUGAUACGAUUGUGUGAGCUGUUUUAAAAUCUAAUGGAAAUCUCUGACCUCAUCUUAAAUCUUGAAACCCAUUCGGUGGCACAUUUCAUAGUUUUAACCAGUAUGCAGUUCCCAAGGAUACUAUAUGGUCACAAUAAAAAGUAUGCCCAU